UCCUGUCACUGGCUUAUAUGGACAAGUCAGCCUUCUGUCACGUGACCCCAGCUGCUAAAAACAGCCCCAGCUCCCGCUCCAAACCUGGGCCUGAAACAAUGUCCUCCACCAAAAGAAACAUGAAGGACACUUGAUCACACAAUCCUUGGAAUUAUUUCCAGGAAACCCUUGUAGAGACCAUUCGGAGCACCCCUUCCCUGGCGGUGCACACCGUGACGGCUAGGAGAUGAGCGCAUCUUUGAAUUAUAAGUCUUUUUCCAAAGAGCAGCAGACCAUGGACAACUUGGAGAAGCAGCUCAUCUGUCCCAUCUGCUUGGAGAUGUUCACGAAGCCUGUGGUCAUUCUUCCCUGUCAGCAUAACCUGUGUAGGAAAUGUGCCAGUGAUAUCUUCCAGGCCUCUAACCCGUACUUGCCCACAAGAGGAGGCACCACGGUGGCAUCAGGAGGCCGAUUCCGCUGCCCAUCCUGUAGGCAUGAAGUGGUUUUGGACAGACAUGGGAUAUAUGGACUUCAGAGGAACCUGCUGGUGGAAAAUAUCAUUGACAUCUACAAGCAGGAGUCCACCAGACCAGAAAAGAAGUCCGACCAGCCCAGGUGCGAGGAGCAUGAAGAAGAGCGCAUCAACAUCUACUGUCUAAACUGUGAGGUGCCCACCUGCUCUCUGUGCAAGAUCUUUGGGGCACACAAGGACUGCCAGGUGGCUCCCCUCACUCACGUGUUCCAGAGGCAGAAG
Molecule: messenger RNA, 733 nt
Organism: Myotis lucifugus (little brown bat)
Lineage: Eukaryota; Metazoa; Chordata; Mammalia; Chiroptera; Vespertilionidae
Product: tripartite motif-containing protein 55
Exons: 3
Molecular function (GO): zinc ion binding
Source: RefSeq, a predicted model, not a curated record